CAUAUGAAAAAGCCAUUUGGCUGUCACUCCAUUAUAACCUCCCCCGGCUCUCACACUGAUAAGUGCUCCAGGUGAGCUGCGCAACUGCCGCUAUGUCUGAUACAGAAGAACUGGAUUAUGAAGAGCAGCAAGAAGAACAAGAAGAGGAAGCUGCUGCAGAAGAGGAAGAGCCAGAAGAGGAAGUAACAGAGGAACCUGCCCCUGAGGAGGUACCAGUAACAGAGGAACCUGCCCCUGAGGAGGUACCAGUAACAGAAGAACCUGCCCCUGAGGAGGUCCCAGAGGAACCUGCAGAAGAAGCCACAGAAGAGGAGUUUGGAGAACACAUAGAGGAAGAGGAGGAGCGCCCAAGGCCAAGACCGACGAUACCACAACUUGCCCCUCCUAAAAUCCCUGAAGGAGAGAGGGUUGAUUUUGAUGACAUCCAUAGGAAACGAAUGGAAAAGGAUCUUCUGGAGCUUCAGACACUGAUCGAUGUACACUUUGAACAACGUAAGAAGGAAGAAGAAGAAUUAAUUGGACUAAAGGAUAGAAUAGAGCGUCGCAGAGCUGAACGAGCAGAACAACAGCGCUUCAGGACAGAGAAAGAGCGUGAAAGACAAACAAGGAUGGCUGAGGACAAAAUAAGGAAAGAGGAAGAAGAGGCUAAAAAAAGAGCAGACGAUGAUGCCAAGAAGAAAAAAGUUCUGUCCAAUAUGGGAGCCCACUUUGGAGGAUAUCUUGCAAAGGCAGAGCAGAAAAGAGGGAAAAAACAGACAGGGCGUGAAACGAAGAGGAAGGUACUAGCUGACAGACGCAAACCUCUGAGCACUGAGUACAUGAAUGAAAGCCAGCUAAGGGAGAAAGCCAAAGAACUUACAGACUGGAUGUAUGAGUUGGAGUCACAGAAGUUUGACUUGAUCGAAAAACUCAAAACACAAAAAUAUGAGAUUAAUGUGCUCUAUAACCGCAUCAGUCAUGCACAGAAAUUCAAAAAGGGAGCGGGAAAAGGACGUGUUGGUGGCCGCUGGAAAUAAGAUUCAGUACAAUUUCUAUUACAUUAGACCCUUAUCUUCUGCACUCCAAUUAUCCUAACGUAUUGCUAUUAGGUUUGAAAUGUGCCUGUGUAUGCCCUCCUCAUGCCCCCCCCUGCACUGACUGUAACUAACAAAUGGAACUGCCCAUUCAUUGCUCUUUAAUUCAUUGUUGUGUAAGUUGAAUCCAAAUGCAAACAUUGGCCUUGUUAAAUAAAAAAGUAAUUUUGAAAA
Molecule: messenger RNA, 1247 nt
Organism: Xenopus laevis (African clawed frog)
Lineage: Eukaryota; Metazoa; Chordata; Amphibia; Anura; Pipidae
Gene: tnnt1.L
Product: troponin T1, slow skeletal type L homeolog
Exons: 19
Coding region: 93-1016 (307 amino acids)
Source: RefSeq, a predicted model, not a curated record